Myotis davidii is the source of this 2082-nucleotide messenger RNA. It is a transcript of the gene FEM1C, whose product is annotated as fem-1 homolog c (C. elegans). Gene Ontology annotation, molecular function: protein binding. The annotation marks the transcript as partial. The transcript has 3 exons. Lineage: Eukaryota; Metazoa; Chordata; Mammalia; Chiroptera; Vespertilionidae. The record is from RefSeq and is a predicted model, not a curated record.
CAGGAGUAGAAAUGACGAAAAACCAAAACAAAUGUUUUUUUGCUUUUACCUAUGACAAAUUCAAAACUACUGUUUUGUUUCUUCCUUUCUCCAGUUUGUUGCUCUGGUUGUCAGAUGUCGGAAGGCAACAGGACAGAAUAUACUCUCCGUGUUUUUUUGUGUGUGUUUUUUUGAUAUCCGUUCUGGGGUUCUGUGAUGAAAAGUGAACUUUGGUUCCUGUGACUCGUGCCUGUUGUCGAUAGAGUUGAGCUUUGCAUUGAGGGAUAAAUAAAAGCACCGCCUCCCACCUGGACAUAAAUGGAUCUGAAGACAGCCGUGUUUAACGCGGCUCGCGAUGGCAAACUCCGGCUUCUCACCAAGUUGUUGGCCAGCAAAUCCAAAGAGGAGAUUUCCUCCCUGAUCUCUGAGAAAACGAAUGGGGCCACGCCGCUCCUGAUGGCGGCCAGGUAUGGGCACCUGGACAUGGUGGAGUUCCUCCUGGAGCAGUGCAGCGCCUCCAUAGAAAUCGGGGGCUCGGUCAAUUUUGACGGUGAAACCAUCGAGGGGGCUCCCCCUUUGUGGGCCGCUUCUGCAGCAGGACAUCUGAAGGUGGUCCAGUCUCUGUUAAAUCAUGGAGCAUCUGUGAACAACACGACUUUGACCAAUUCAACUCCUCUAAGAGCUGCCUGCUUCGAUGGCCACUUGGAAAUAGUGAAGUACCUUGUAGAACACAAAGCUGAUUUGGAAGUGUCAAACCGGCAUGGGCAUACCUGCUUGAUGAUUUCAUGUUACAAAGGACACAAAGAGAUUGCGCAGUAUUUACUUGAAAAGUUUUUGUUCACCACUUAUUUUCUGGAAGUUUGGUACAUAAAUAUAAGCAGUGAUGUUGAGGUUCCCAGGGCCACCCCCAUGUUUGGAGGUAAUACUGCAUUGCAUGAUUGUGCAGAAUCUGGAAGUUUGGACAUCAUGAAGAUGCUUCUAAUGUAUUGUGCCAAGAUGGAAAAGGAUGGUUAUGGAAUGACUCCCCUUCUCUCAGCAAGUGUGACUGGUCACACAAAUAUUGUGGAUUUUCUGACUCACCAUGCACAGACUAGCAAAACAGAGCGGAUCAAUGCUUUAGAGCUUCUGGGAGCUACAUUUGUAGAUAAAAAAAGAGAUCUACUUGGGGCUUUAAAAUACUGGAAAAAGGCAAUGAACAUGAGGUACAGUGAUAGGACUAAUAUAAUUAGCAAACCAGUACCUCAGACACUAAUAAUGGCUUAUGAUUAUGCCAAGGAGGUAAACAGUUCGGAAGAGUUAGAAGGUCUUAUUGCUGAUCCUGAUGAGAUGAGAAUGCAGGCACUAUUAAUUAGAGAACGUAUUCUUGGUCCUUCUCAUCCUGAUACCUCUUACUAUAUUAGGUAUAGAGGCGCUGUCUAUGCAGACUCUGGAAAUUUCAAACGAUGCAUCAACCUAUGGAAGUAUGCUCUGGAUAUGCAACAGAACAAUUUGGACCCGUUAAGCCCAAUGACCGCCAGCAGCUUACUAUCUUUUGCAGAACUGUUUUCUUUUAUGUUACAGGAUAGGGCUAAAGGCCUGCUGGGUACCACUGUUACAUUUGAUGAUCUUAUGGGCAUAUUGUGCAAAAGUGUCCUUGAAAUAGAGCGAGCUAUCAAACAGACUCAGUGUCCAGCUGACCCCUUACAGUUAAAUAAGGCUCUUUCCAUCAUUUUGCACUUAAUUUGCUUGUUAGAAAAAGUUCCUUGUACUCUAGAACAGGACUACUUCAAAAAGCAGACUAUAUACAGAUUUCUUAAGCUGCAUCCAAGGGGAAAGAAUAACUUCAGCCCUCUUCAUCUGGCUGUGGACAAGAAUACUACAUGUGUAGGGCGGUAUCCUGUUUGCAAAUUUCCAUCUCUGCAAGUUACUGCCAUACUGAUAGAAUGUGGUGCUGAUGUGAACGUCAGAGACUCCGAUGACAACAGUCCCCUACAUAUUGCUGCUCUGAACAACCAUCCAGACAUCAUGAAUCUCCUUAUCAAAUCAGGUGCACAUUUUGAUGCCACAAACUUGCACAAACAAACUGCUAGUGACUUGUUGGACGAGAAAGAAAUAGCUAAAGAU